UUCUGCGUCAAACCCGACUUCAGGGGCCGUCGUAAAAGUGUCGCCCCUCGUUUCUUGGACCGGCCACAGGUUUCCGCUCGUCUCCGGCCGGGGGUCUGGAACUGCGGGUGUCAGUUUCCCUCAAGAUGGCGGACGAGGAGGCCGGGGGUGCGGAGAGGAUGGAAGUCAGUACCGAGUUGCCUCAGACCCCUCAGCUCCUGGCAUCUUGGUGGGAUCAGCAAGUUGAUUUUUAUACUACUUUCUUGCACCAUUUGGCACAAUUGGUGCCAGAAAUUUAUUCUGCUGAAAUGGACCCAGAUUUGGAAAAGCAGGAGGAGAGCAUACAAAUGUCCAUAUUCACCCCACUGGAAUGGUACUUAUUUGGAGAAGAUCCAGAUAUUUGCUUAGAGAAAUUGAAACACAGUGGAGCAUUUCAACUCUGUGGGAAGGUUUUCAAAAGUGGAGAGACAACAUAUUCUUGUAGGGACUGUGCAAUUGACCCAACAUGUGUACUCUGUAUGGACUGCUUCCAGAAUAGUGUUCAUAAAAAUCAUCGUUACAAGAUGCAUACUUCUACUGGAGGGGGAUUUUGUGACUGUGGAGACACAGAGGCAUGGAAAACUGGCCCUUUUUGUGUAAGUCAUGAACCUGGAAGAGCAGGUACUACAAAAGAGAAUUUACGUUGUCCAUUGAAUGAAGAGGUAAUUGCCCAAGCCCGGAAAAUAUUCCCUUCAGUGAUAAAAUACAUUGUAGAAAUGACUAUAUGGGAAGAGGAAAAAGAACUGCCUCCUGAACUCCAGAUAAGGGAGAAAAAUGAAAGAUACUAUUGUGUCCUUUUCAAUGAUGAACACCAUUCAUAUGACCAUGUCAUAUACAGUCUACAAAGAGCUCUUGACUGUGAGCUCGCAGAGGCCCAGUUGCAUACCACUGCCAUAGACAAAGAGGGUCGUCGGGCUGUCAAAGCAGGUGCUUUUGCUGCUUGCCAAGAGGCAAAGGAAGAUAUAAAGAGUCAUUCAGAAAAUGUCUCUCAACAUCCACUUCAUGUAGAAGUAUUACACUCUGAAGUUAUGGCUCAUCAGAAAUUUGCUUUGCGUCUUGGCUCCUGGAUGAACAAAAUUAUGAGCUAUUCAAGUGACUUUAGACAGAUCUUUUGCCAGGCAUGCCUUAGAGAAGAACCUGGCUCUGAGAAUCCCUGUCUCAUAAGCAGAUUAAUGCUUUGGGAUGCAAAGCUUUAUAAAGGUGCCCGUAAGAUCCUUCAUGAAUUGAUCUUCAGCAGUUUUUUUAUGGAGAUGGAAUACAAAAAAUUCUUUGCUAUGGAAUUUGUGAAGUAUUAUAAACAGCUGCAAAAAGAAUAUAUCAGUGAUGAUCAUGACAGAAGUAUCUCAGUAACUGCACUCUCAGUUCAGAUGUUUACUGUUCCUACUCUGGCUCGACAUCUUAUUGAAGAACAGAAUGUUAUCUCUGUCAUUACUGAAACCCUGCUAGAAGUUUUGCCUGAAUACUUGGACAGGAACAAUAAAUUCAACUUCCAGGGUUAUAGCCAGGACAAAUUGGGAAGAGUAUAUGCAGUAAUAUGUGAUUUAAAGUAUAUCCUAAUCAGCAAGCCCACAGCAUGGACAGAAAGAUUAAGAAUGCAGUUCCUUGAAGGUUUUCGGUCUUUUUUGAAGAUUCUUACCUGUAUGCAGGGAAUGGAAGAAAUCAGAAGACAGGUUGGGCAACACAUAGAAGUGGAUCCUGACUGGGAGGCUGCCAUUGCUAUACAGAUGCAAUUAAAGAAUAUUUUACUCAUGUUCCAAGAGUGGUGCGCUUGUGACGAAGAGCUCUUACUCGUGGCUUAUAAGGAAUGUCACAAAGCUGUGAUGAGGUGCAGUACAAGUUUUAUAUCUAGUAGCAAGACAGUAGUACAAUUGUGUGGUCAUACUCUGGAAACUAAGUCCUACAGAGUAUCUGAAGAUCUUGUAAGCAUACAUCUGCCACUCUCUAGGACUCUUGCUGGUCUUCAUGUGCGUUUAAGCAGGCUGGGAGCUGUUUCAAGACUGCAUGAAUUUGUGCCUUUUGAGGACUUUCAAGUAGAGGUACUAGUGGAAUAUCCUUUGCGUUGUCUGGUAUUGGUUGCCCAGGUUGUUGCUGAGAUGUGGCGAAGAAAUGGGCUCUCUCUCAUUAGCCAGGUAUUUUAUUACCAAGAUGUUAAGUGCAGAGAAGAAAUGUAUGAUAAAGAUAUCAUUAUGCUUCAGAUUGGUGCAUCUUUAAUGGAUCCCAAUAAGUUCUUGUUACUGGUACUUCAGAGGUAUGAACUUGCUGAUGCUUUUAAUAAGACUAUAUCCACAAAAGACCAGGAUUUGAUUAAACAAUAUAAUACAUUAAUAGAAGAAAUGCUUCAAGUCCUCAUCUAUAUUGUAGGAGAGCGUUAUGUACCUGGAGUGGGAAAUGUGACCAAAGAAGAGGUCACAAUGAGAGAAAUUAUUCACUUGCUUUGUAUUGAACCCAUGCCACAUAGUGCCAUUGCCAAAAAUUUACCUGAGAAUGAAAAUAAUGAAACUGGCUUAGAGAAUGUCAUUAACAAAGUGGCCACAUUUAAGAAACCAGGUGUGUCCGGCCAUGGAGUUUAUGAACUGAAAGAUGAAUCAUUGAAAGACUUCAAUAUGUACUUUUAUCAUUAUUCCAAAACACAGCAUAGCAAGGCGGAACAUAUGCAGAAAAAAAGGAGAAAACAAGAAAACAAAGAUGAAGCAUUACCACCACCACCACCUCCUGAAUUCUGCCCUGCUUUCAGCAAAGUGGUUAACCUUCUCAAUUGUGAUAUCAUGAUGUACAUUCUCAGGAUCAUAUUUGAGCGGGCAAUUGACACAGAUUCUAACUUGUGGACUGAAGGAAUGCUUCAGAUGGCAUUUCAUAUUCUGGCAUUGGGUUUACUAGAAGAAAAGCAGCAGCUUCAAAAAGCUCCUGAAGAAGAAGUGACAUUUGAUUUUUACCAUAAGGCUUCAAGAUUGGGAAGUUCAGCCAUGAAUGCUCAGAAUAUACAAAUGCUUUUGGAAAAACUCAAAGGAAUUCCCCAGUUAGAAGGCCAGAAGGACAUGAUAACAUGGAUACUCCAGAUGUUUGACACAGUGAAGCGAUUAAGAGAAAAAUCUUGUUUAAUUGUAGCAACUACAUCAGGAUCAGAAUCUAUUAAGAAUGAUGAGAUUACUCAUGAUAAAGAAAAAGCAGAACGGAAAAGAAAAGCUGAAGCUGCUAGACUGCACCGCCAGAAGAUCAUGGCUCAGAUGUCUGCCUUACAGAAAAACUUUAUUGAAACUCACAAACUCAUGUAUGACAGCACCUCGGAAAUGUCUGGGAAAGAAGACUCCAUUAUGGAGGAAGAGAGCACCCCAGCAGUCAGUGACUACUCUAGAAUUGCUUUGGGUCCUAAACGGGGUCCGACUGUUACUGAAAAGGAGGUGCUGACAUGCAUCCUCUGCCAAGAAGAACAAGAGGUGAAAAUAGAAAAUAAUGCCAUGGUAUUAUCGGCCUGUGUCCAGAAAUCCACCGCCUUAACCCAGAACAGGGGAAAACCUAUAGAACUCUCAGGGGAAACCGUGGACCCCCUUUUCAUGGAUCCAGACUUAGCAUAUGGAACUUACACAGGAAGCUGUGGUCAUGUAAUGCAUGCGGUGUGCUGGCAGAAGUAUUUUGAAGCUGUGCAACUGAGCUCUCAGCAGCGCAUUCAUGUUGACCUUUUCGAUUUGGAGAGUGGAGAAUAUCUUUGCCCUCUUUGCAAGUCUCUGUGUAAUACUGUGAUCCCCAUUAUUCCUUUGCAACCUCAAAGGAUAAACAGUGAGAAUGCAGAAGCUCUUGCUCAACUUUUGACCCUGGCGCAAUGGAUACAGACUGUUCUGGCCAGAAUAUCAGGUUAUAAUAUGAAACAUGCCAAAGGAGAAAACCCAGCAAUUCCAGUCUUACUGGACCAAGGAAUGGGCGAUUCCACUUUUGAGUUCCAUUCUAUCCUCAGUUUUGGAAUUCAGCCUUCGAUAAAAUAUUCUAAUAGCAUCAAGGAAAUGGUCAUUCUCUUUGCUACAACAAUUUAUAGAAUUGGACUGAAAGUACCUCCUGAUGAAACGGAUCCUCGAAUCCCCAUGAUGACCUGGAGCACGUGUGCUUUCACUAUCCAGGCAAUUGAAAACCUCUUGGGAGAUGAAGGAAAACCUCUGUUUGGAGCACUUCAAAAUAGACAGCAUAAUGGUCUGAAAGCAUUAAUGCAGUUUGCCAUUGCGCAGAAGAUUACCUGUCCUCAGGUCCUGAUACAGAAACAUCUGGUUCGUCUCCUAUCAGUUGUUCUCCCUAGCCUAAAAUCAGAAGAUACACCUUGCCUCCUAUCUAUAGAUCUCUUUCAUGUUUUGGUCGGUGCUGUGUUAGCAUUUCCAUCCUUGUAUUGGGAUGACACUGUUGAUUUGCAGCCUUCGUCAAUUAGUUCUUCCUAUAACCACCUUUAUCUCUUCCAUUUGAUCACUAUGGCACACAUGCUUCAGAUCCUUCUUACCACAGACACAGAUCUUCCCCUUGCUCAGGUUCAAGAAGAGAGUGAAGAGGCUCGUUCUGCAUCUUCUUUCUUGGCAGAAGUUUCUCAAUAUACAAAUGGCUGCAUUGGAUGUGGUGUUCCUGGCUGGUAUUUGUGGGUCUCAUUGAAGAAUGGCAUCACCCCUUACCUUCGCUGUGCUGCACUGUUUUUCCACUAUUUACUUGGAGUAACUCCACCUGAAGAACUGCUUACCAAUCCUGCAGAAGGAGAGUACAGUGCACUCUGUAGCUAUCUAUCUUUACCCACAAAUUUGUUCCUGCUUUUUCAGGAAUAUUGGGAUACUGUAAGACCCCUCCUCCAGAGGUGGUGUGCAGAUCCUGCGUUACUAAACUGUUUGAAGCAGAAAAGCACCGUAGUCAGAUACCCUAGAAAAAGAAAUAGUUUGAUAGAGCUUCCUGAUGACUAUAGCUGUCUCCUAAAUCAAGCUUCUCAUUUCAGGUGCCCACGGUCUGCAGAUGAUGAGCGAAAGCACCCUGUCCUCUGUCUUUUCUGUGGAGCCAUACUGUGUUCUCAGAACAUUUGCUGCCAAGAAAUUGUGAAUGGGGAAGAGGUUGGAGCUUGCAUUUUUCAUGCACUUCACUGUGGAGCUGGAGUCUGCAUUUUCUUAAAAAUCCGAGAAUGCAGAGUAGUCCUGGUUGAAGGUAAAGCCAGAGGCUGUGCCUAUCCAGCCCCUUACUUGGAUGAAUAUGGAGAAACAGACCCUGGCCUGAAGAGGGGCAACCCCCUUCAUUUAUCUCGUGAGCGGUACCGGAAGCUCCAUUUGGUGUGGCAACAACACUGCAUUAUAGAAGAGAUUGCUAGGAGCCAGGAAACUAAUCAGAUGUUAUUUGGAUUCAACUGGCAAUUAUUGUGAGCUUCAACUCUGCCUUGGGACAAUCACAAAUGAAGACAGUAAUGAAGACUGAUUCAAAAUUAUGGAGAUCUUUCUGAGGGCUGGGGAGGGGUUGGAGGGUCUUUUGCUCUAUGUCCAGAUUCACAUACAUCAAUAAAAUAUUCCUUAACGGAGUAUUGCUUUCAAUUAGUGAAAAUAUGCUUAAAGGAGAAAAAGGACAUUGAUUAAUCUGUUUUAUGUUCCAGAACACUAAAAAAUGCUUCUUUACCCCAAGUGUCUGAUUCUGCUAUCUCCAGAAAACUCAUUUCCCUUCCUAAUCUGUCCCACUUCAUUUCAUUUCAUUCACCUGGUAAAUGUAGUCACAUUAAGCAGUUGUGGACGUUUUUAUAUGUUGGUUAACUCUUCUACAGUUUUGUAUUUGGUAUUUCCCACACACACCCAGGUUUAGUUUAGCUGAUGUUGGAACACUGACAGGACUCUAAUCUGUGGUAGUCUUCCUUGCAGCUAAACAGGAAUUGCAGAAACCAUGCAGUAUACUUCAAUUGAGAAAGUUUCCAAAAGAGUAAAUUUUUUUUAUUAUUUCUCUUUUAAGGAAAUACCUCUACUGUGCCACUUACUGUUUCAGCCAGAAAUUAAACAAAUCUUUCUCUGGGCAAAGUUGCCAUUUCUAAGGAAAAUUUCUGCUAGUGUGGAAAAGCUUUUUUCGCACUGUGGACCUCAAGAACAGGAUAGGAUAGGAUAAUGUAUUCAUUAUUCAUCCCUCAUGGGCCAAAGAAACUAUAGUCCUCACCUCUUACCACAAAUAGCUUUGCUGAGUUUUGAAACUAUACUUUCUAUUUUCCAAAGGCAAAUUUCUAAAAUGAGUUCACUUAUCUCUUGUUUGUGGCACCAUCCUAUUUGACUCUUAAAAACCUGAUGCAGUUCUGAUAUAAGCUAUCUCUAGAAUGAGGAUAAGAAAAUUCCCCCAAUGAAUGGAGCAUGGCAGCUGUCAAUUAGAACAAUCAGACUGAAGCCAAUUCUGUAACUUUCUAUGUCUUUGUAAAAGAUAAAUCCUUCAAUUGUUAUCUGUGUGCAACCUUUUCAUAAACUCUGGUUUUAUGACUAGUACAGACAACCAAAAAAGCCAUGUGAUCAGUGGUCAUGUGUCCUGUUAUAAUAUGCUGUGGUUGAGCCAUCUUGUUUAUAAAUAAUAGAGUUCUCCAAAAUGUGUGCAUAGACUUCUUGAUUUUGGGCUUUAACUUUUUAUAUCGAGAACUUGUGAUAUAAACAGCAGACAGAAGAUGAAUUGAAACCUUCCAUUUUAGCUUCUGUUGUCUCUGGAGUAAUGUUAGGAAUUUGAAAGAUGCAUUCAAAGACCAUCUGAUUUUGCCUUUGGUGACUAUCGUCCUAUAUGUGUGUGAAUGUUUUCCUAUCUUCUUUUUGCUCAGCAAAGGCAAACAAAUAAAAAUACAUUUGCAAAGUGAUGAUGCACAUUUGGGGUUAGAUUUUUUGGUAUUUUUAUGUAAAGAAAAGGUGGGCUUUGCAGUAAAGGAUUGGCAUGAACAGGCAUCAGAAUCACAAUCAUGAUUAUCUACUUGAAUAAUUAUUAUUCAGAAGGUAUCAGGAAACAGAUACAAUUCCACUGAACAAUUUGUAACAAGUGAUGAGUGAGGAUCAGAAAAUUCAGUAUUCAGCUUGUCCAAUUUACCAGUAUGAUUAAAUGAUUAGAACAUUUCCCUUUAUUUCUGAUAGAAAUAAUGGGUGGAUUGUCUGGGAAAUCUGAGCCAGAAUAGGCAACAGAAGAUGCUGACUUCUGCCCUGAUUGGCCCCGGUUUAGCAAAGAUAAACUGACUUUUUAUUUCUAGUCUUUUUAUAUUCACUUCAUAAACCCUGGGGUUAAGCUCUUAAGCUGCCAGAGGGACUACCCUGUAAUGGCCAGUCAGACCUUCAUUGCCAAAGAACACAUUUCAUAUUGAGCUCCACUUUUGAGAUUGACUCAGACCCCUGCACUGGAGAUGAAUAUGUGUCUCAGUGCUGCCCCCAGCCCUAGGGAUUUCUAAUUAUAUUCAAAUAUCAUAAUGGUUUGCCUUCAUCAUUGCAAACAAUUUAAUCAUGCUUAUGGAGUUUACUUACAAAUGAGCAAAAAGUCACUUUAUUUUCAUUAGUGUAGUAUGUGGAGGAACUGGUUCAACAGGAUGGCUCCAAAACUGUGUUUUUCUAAUGUUUUUGGUGAGGGGCUGACAGGAAUUUUAAUGAUAGAGUGAAGAAAAACAUAUAUCUGUAUAAUUAAUUUAUUUUGCUGGUGUAUGGGUUGUGAGUUCACCUGUUAGUGGUCAUUUGUCAUUUCAUAACAACUAUGCAUUUGGUUCACUGUGAUGAUGAUCUAUAUCUAGUGACUGCAACAUGUUUAUACCACUGAUUCAAAUUCCAUCCAUGAUGAAGUUAUACAAAUAAUGCAUAUAUUGAUAUCUUUUAUUGCAAAAUGUAAAUUUAAAACUUGUAUAAUGUUCUUGUGCUUUUUGAAAUAAAAUAUAUGUGUAUAUUUACAAAGAAAAAAGGGACUUCUCAUGUUUGGGGAUUUGGGUUUGAAGUAUAAAAAUCUGUACCUAGAAAGGAGCUCUAAUUAAAUGUUACCUCUGCCAGCCCAGACAAAUUCUUUAAAACACAUAGGUAUUGGGGCGCCUGGGUGGCAAGUUGGUUAAGCAUCUGCCUUUGGCUUAGGUUGUGAUCCCAGGGAUCUUGUCAUCCUGGGAUGGAGUCCCAUAUCAGGCUCCCUGCUCCGCGGGAAGCCUGCUUCUCCCUCUCCCUCUGCCUGCCGCUCCCCCUGCUUGUGCUCUCUCUGUCUCUCUGACAAAUAAAUAAAAAUCU
Neomonachus schauinslandi (Hawaiian monk seal) is the source of this 8213-nucleotide messenger RNA. It is a transcript of the gene UBR1, whose product is annotated as ubiquitin protein ligase E3 component n-recognin 1. Gene Ontology annotation, molecular function: ubiquitin protein ligase activity; zinc ion binding. The coding region runs from base 126 to 5387 and encodes 1753 amino acids. The record is from RefSeq and is a predicted model, not a curated record. Gene Ontology annotation, cellular component: cytoplasm; ubiquitin ligase complex. Lineage: Eukaryota; Metazoa; Chordata; Mammalia; Carnivora; Phocidae. Gene Ontology annotation, biological process: protein ubiquitination; ubiquitin-dependent protein catabolic process via the N-end rule pathway. The transcript has 47 exons.